CAGAAAGGGUCUGCUGUCCACGUCAGCCGCGCAUGUUCCACUUUUCCAGAAGAGAUUGCUGCUACAUUAAGAGUCAGAGUCAGUUGGUGUACUGUAAUGUUAGAAGUAUGAAGCGUAACUUCGGUGGAUCUACGCCUACCUCCGAAUGCACAAAAGUGUCGAAUAAACGUCAAAAGAAUCAGAAUACAAGAAUGGGUCAGUCAGAGAGCGGAUACGUUGCUUCGAAAGACUUUGAAACCAGAUCAGACGCAUGUUCAGGUCAGCAGUCAGCUGUUCCUCUGGCUGUGGUUGAGGAGAUCUUACUGAACCUGCCUGCACAUCAGGUGGUCCAAGUCUGUCGGUUGGUGUGUCAUGAGUGGAAGGAGCUGGUGGACAGUGCUGCACACUGGAGAGAGCGCUGUCGGACAGAGGGGCUCCAGCCGUAUGAUGCUUCCAGACCCCCAGAGGACUGGCGCCUGUUUUACUUUCUAUCCAAGUUUAGACGUAACCUGCUCAAGAAUCCCAGAGCUGAAGAUGGACUUCAAGGAUGGGAGAUUGUACAGAAUGGAGCUGACCGCUGGGUGACGGAAAGGAACAGUAAACCGUUUCCAGACAACACAGUCACCAGAUGUUUUGUGACAUCUCAUGGUCUAUGUUUGAAGGAGCAGCUGAUUGAUUUGAAGAAAGAAGGCUACAGUGAUGCUUUCAUGGAUCAACUGCGACCUCGUAUCAAAAUAUCAGACUGGUAUAUCCCACCCUCUGGUUAUAGAAGUCAUUAUACGUUGUAUGUACAGUUCCUUGAUCAGGAGAAGAAUCCCAUCAGAACCUGUCAUCCUUAUAAUUAUUUCCGUCAACAGGGGAGCGAUUAUCCAUGGUGUCAAAUUACCUACGUUUUUAGGGAUUAUGGACCUGGGGUUCAGUUUAUCCGUUUCACUCAUGGAGGCAUGGGAUGGUCUGGAAUACGGGUUACUAAUAGUAGUGUGGAAAUCUGUCCAGCUGCAGAGAGAACACCUCAGUCGUUUAGAAAUCAUUCUUGCAUCUACUCCGGCGGUGAAACAAUGGCGGACUGAUGACAGCUCACUCAGGGCAGGUCUAAGGUAAGACGCCAGUCCAGUUUGUGCUGAAACCCUACUGUCAAUCAAACUAUCGUGGGAGGGGCCUGUUUUUGUGAUGCGGUGUGAGAGAGAGGAGGGGCACACGGCCGUCGGGCCAGGAUGCCGGGCCGUCUAUCCCCUUCAAGCGCUGCGGCCAGCGAGAAGGAUGCAGCCACUGGAAAAAGCCGCCACCCCUCGCGCCCCGGACCGAAGAGGGGAGCGCGUGCGGCCGCUGGACUCCGCCCCUUACCUGGACCCUUUCCUCCUGAACACUGCCCCACCUACAUGAACCCCGCAGUACGACGCAGACACCAGAUUCCCUGUUUAUUUUGGACACACCUCCCCUUUUGGACACUUUUUUUUCCCCGUUUUUGGUUUAUUUUCUGUUAAUAAAAGCCUCUCUGAGGCCUGACGCCACCCACACUGUGUCUGUCGUUUUGCUCCUCCCGCCACAGGUGGUUGUGUACACACACUGCCAACACACAUUUAAUUUCAAACAGCUUGUAAAAGUGUAUGUAGCAUCAUAUGACCCCUUUAAGGACACAGACAGCAGCUUUAAGACCUAAUGAAUAAAUCCAAUAUACUGACACACAUGUGAUUUUCUCCCAACUGCUUACGUACGUUCACUUAAGACAUAACUGAUUGUGUUUAUGUGAAUAUUGGGCAAGACAGGCAUUACGAUAAUUAUUGUGUGAAUUUGACUGUUUAAGCACAAUGAAGGCGAUGCACCUUUAUGAAAAUAAAAAUAUGUAAAUACACAUCUACAUUAAUACUCCUGCAAAUUAUACUUUACAAACAAAGAUUGUACAAUAAGUGUCACUAUAAUGACAUUUUGUGUCAGGUAAUGGCUCUUUUCUGAUGUUGUCAUUAGAUGGACUUCAAGGGUGGAAGAUUGUACGUAGUGGAGGUGACUGCUGGGUGAUAGGAGAAAAUUGGAAACCAAUUCCAGACUCCUUUACCAGAUGUUUUGUAACAUCUUAUGGUCUAUGUUUGAAGCAACAGCUGACUGACUUAAACAAAGAAGGCUACAGUGAGACUUUCAUGGAUCAAGUGCAACCUCAUAUCAAAAUAUCAGACUGGUGAAUAAUGAGAGAAGUGAAUGCAGGUCUAUGCAGAAACCACACGAUAAAGAUGGCUCAGAAAACAACAAGAUGCUGUGUAGUGCCAAGUUGUCUUUGCAUUGCCUUCCUUCUGAUCCAAACGUUUGGAAAGAGUGGAUGAACUUUAUUUUUAAUGAAGUUCCAGAUCACAUCAGUAAAGACUUGGUCCUUUGUUCACUUUAUUUUACCACAGAUUUGUUUACUAACAAAGCACAAUUUGAUGCUGGAUCUUAAGAAAGAUUGAACCUAAAAGACAAUGAUGUGUUGACUAUACUGGGUCCAAAAAUAAUGUUGCACCUCACGAGCAUGAGUAACUAUUUUUAUUACGUGCUCUCUUUUGCUUUGUCUGUUAUUAAAGAUCGUUUGAUAUGUACUGAAUAUUUAUGCAUUUUUAGCUUAUAUUACAGCAGCCUCCAUCUAUGAAGGAUGUAGGCUGUCCAACAUACACAACGAGCCUACAAUACGCCACACCUAUUGAAACAGAGCAUUUAGUUGAGGGAUUCAAAACAGGACAGGAAAUAACCUAUUACUUCUAAAUUUAUGAUGUUUUUAAUGUAAAAAUUCUUGAUAACAUUAUAAGUGGACCUCAGAGAACAGUACAACAUAAUAAAAAAGGCAGUUCAUGACCACUUUAAUGUGCCUCUUGAGGCCGAGAUUUAUCUUUAAUUUUAAAGAAAUUUACACUUUACAAACAAAUUAAGCCACUAUUUAAUUUUGGUUUACCCUGACCAGAGCUCAUUUUAAUGAAUUUCUAAACAUUGUGAAGUGUGAUGUGAUCUGAGAAACACAUUUAUGAAUGAAAUGUUUUGAUGAAAUUAUACAAUUAUUCAGAAAAUACAUUAACAUUCAUCUUUCCUCAUACCAUAUUUCAGAUCUUCAAAUGACAGUGAGAGAUAUCAUACACUUUAUCAAAAACUUCUCAAAAUGGGUAAUGAGACUAUUUGUCUAGUUGUUGGUACCAUUAGUACACUUCCCAUAACACAGUUGUCCAAAACAGUUAAUCUAAUCACCUAACAUGCAAAAGUUCACUUCAUGGAAGAACAAAGUGGCAUUGAUGAAUAUGAAAUUUGGGGUUUGAAAAAACAGAGCAAAUAGAAAGAGGAAGUUCAAUCUGUAUUAUCAUAGCUUUAUAAAUAAAGCAUAUAGCCUUCAUUCAAGCCACAGGAAGACAAAUGUUUUGCUAAAAGAACAAUACACAAUCUUCCAGCCUAGGGUGAAGUUAUGUACAUAAACAAUUUUAAUGAAAAACUAUGUGCGUGGCGCAGCAGGAUUUUGAACGGCCUCCAGAGUCAUAUAUAUCUGCCAUCAAGAUGCUUCACCUCAGAAAUAUUUCAGUUUUCCAGAAGCAGAUAAGGGUGCUGCCAAAUUAAGAGUUGUUAUCACUGGUUAGAAGAGCAAUAUCUGACAUUUAAAGGGUUAGUUCACCCAAAAAUGUAAAUUCUGUCAUU
Cyprinus carpio (common carp) is the source of this 3621-nucleotide messenger RNA. Its product is annotated as F-box only protein 44-like. Gene Ontology annotation, cellular component: cytoplasm; SCF ubiquitin ligase complex. The coding region runs from base 33 to 1049 and encodes 338 amino acids. The record is from RefSeq and is a predicted model, not a curated record. Gene Ontology annotation, biological process: glycoprotein catabolic process; SCF-dependent proteasomal ubiquitin-dependent protein catabolic process. NCBI's taxonomy places the organism in Eukaryota, Metazoa, Chordata, Actinopteri, Cypriniformes, Cyprinidae. The transcript is spliced from 9 exons. Gene Ontology annotation, molecular function: protein binding; ubiquitin protein ligase activity.